This is a messenger RNA of Abrus precatorius (Indian licorice), 1220 nucleotides long. RefSeq names its product NADPH-dependent aldehyde reductase-like protein, chloroplastic. The transcript has a single exon. Gene Ontology annotation, molecular function: oxidoreductase activity. Lineage: Eukaryota; Viridiplantae; Streptophyta; Magnoliopsida; Fabales; Fabaceae. The record is from RefSeq and is a predicted model, not a curated record. Bases 53 to 862 code for a protein of 269 amino acids.
UUAAGAAGAGUUGGCAGCAGCAGUGUCUAGCCAGCAGAAUCAACCCAUAGAGAUGGCUUCACCACAACAAAGCUGCGCCACUUCCACCCAAUCACUGCCACUUCAAGACCGAGUUGCAAUCGUCACUGGCUCGUCCCGCGGAAUCGGUCGAGAAGUCGCUCUCCAUCUGAGUUCACUCGGCGCCCGACUCGUCAUCAAUUAUUCCUCUUCCAACUCGCUCCGCGCCGACUCACUCGCCGCCGAUAUUAACGCCGCCUCCUCCGCCACCCUCCCACGCGCCAUCGCAUUACGCGCCGACAUCUCCGACCCUGUCCAGGUCCAAUCCCUCUUCGACUCGGCCGAGCGAGCCUUCGACUCACCGGUUCACAUCCUGGUCAACUCAGCCGGAACCCUCGACAGCACUUAUCCCACCAUCGCCAACACCUCCGUCGACAGUUUCGACCGCGUCUUCGCCGUGAACGCGCGCGGCGCGUUCCUCUGUGCGCGUGAGGCUGCGAACCGCGUUAAGCGCGGCGGCGGAGGGAGAAUCAUUCUGUUCUCGUCGUCGCAGGUGGCGGCACUCAAGCCGGGCUUCGGCGCGUACACGGCGGCGAAGGCGGCGGUGGAGGCGAUGACGAAGAUUCUGGCGAAGGAGCUAAAGGGGACAGGAAUUACGGCAAAUUGCGUGGCACCGGGGCCAAUCGCGACGGAACUGUUCUUCGGCGGGAGGACGGAGGAGCAGGUGAAGAAGAUCGUCGACGAGUCACCGUUGGGGCGACUUGGCGAGACGAAGGAUGUUGCUCCUCUGGUAGGGUUUUUGGCUUCUGAUGCUGGUGAAUGGGUCAAUGGUCAAAUUAUUCGUGUUAAUGGUGGUUAUGUUUAGCGUUCUAAUUGCAAAUUAUGUGCAUUCUUGACGUUGAUCAAUUGCAAUUGCAUUGCAUUUAUAAAUGAUUUUGUGAAUUGUCAUAAAUUGCUGUUAAAUUCAGUUGUUGUAACUUGUGAUUGUGAUAUCCCACUACUAGUAUCCUGAUUUCUGAAUCUGAGAAAUAUCAUGUUACAAGUUUACAUAUUGUUUUGUAAAAUUGUAAUUAGGACUUUAUAGGAAGCCUAGCUUAUUUGGCAGAGUAUUUCUGUUGUGAAUACAGUGUAUAUAAACCCAAAAUAGCUUCAACUUUGCAUGCUAAGUAGUCAGUUUCUGAUUGGUCUCUUUUGGUUAAUAAAGAAAUUGUUGGUACUCUUAU